This is a messenger RNA of Schistocerca cancellata (South American locust), 1967 nucleotides long. RefSeq lists its product as uncharacterized. NCBI's taxonomy places the organism in Eukaryota, Metazoa, Arthropoda, Insecta, Orthoptera, Acrididae. Bases 31 to 549 code for a protein of 172 amino acids. The transcript has 2 exons. The record is from RefSeq and is a predicted model, not a curated record.
CUGCACGUCGUUCGGCGCCGCAACGGGACCAUGAAGGUGGUGCAGCUGGUGGCGGUGUUGCUGGCGGUGGUGGCGGGCGGGCGCGCGGGCCUGCUGCGCGUGCCGCGCGUCUACAACGCGCUCAUCUCGACCAACCAGCGGCUGGCGCCGAGCCGCGCCGACACCGUCUCGCUGCCCGUCGUGGGGCCGGUGGCGCUGCUGCCCGCCGCCGCCAUCGUCGCCGAGGAGGCGGCGCCGCCCCCGGCCGCCAAGAACGCCUCGGAGGCGGAGGCGGCGGCCAACCACACUGCGGCCGCGCUCGUGGCGCCGCUCGCCGUCUACAGCCCGUACUACUACUCGGCGUACUCGUACCACUACAACCCGUACCUGGUGCCGCCGCUGCUGCACUACGGCUACAACUACCUGCCGCUGCCGCUGACCGUGCCCGUGCCGCUGGCCGUCGCCCACGCCGCCCCCGCGCCGCCGGCGGCGGACACGCCGGACCAGAAGGGCGGCGGCGACGCCAAGGCCGACGCCGACAAGGAGGCCGUCACCGUGGAGGCCAACUGAGGCCGCCGGGACCCGCCAUCCCCGAACCGCCGCUCCACGCUUUCCGACUUGACCUCUCAGAAACUUACCGUCCACCGUCGACCGUAGGAAAAGCGCGUCGGUACCCGAAACCACCAGCAGCCACACCGUCUUGGAGUGUCAUCACCUGUCAGGAGAACACUUUGCGAUUAGCUACCGUAUGGUCAGCAAGGCGUCCACUUCAACGUGUCCCCCUUCCCCCCUGUGUGUGUUAAUCGGAAGAAAAUUGGGAGAGUUUUGUGAAUAUACAGAUCCCAUACUCAUUGUAGGUCGAUUAUUUGCCCAACGAGACACGCCAUGGACCAACAAGCUCUGCAGUCGUUCAGACUCUGUACCAUAAAAAACUUCCAUUAGUGGGCCACACACUCGAUUAUAUUUUAUCUGAGACACACAGCAUUUUAAAACUCCCUGCUGAAGCUGAGCCUUCCUGCCGAUCAAAGUUUCAGUCGACCAAAACAUUUCAGAUAUUUACGUUUUGUGUGCGGCAAAGUGCACUGUGCCUACUGAACAUCAGCCUUUCUGCCAUGCAAAACUUCCGCCUCAGGGCCAAAUAUGUUGAUACAAUCCAGUCUUACGGGAGACUGUCAGUAAUCUGCAAUUACCGUUAGAAAUGCUCUCUGAAAUUCAGCAUUCGUGCCAUGCGAUACCUUCGCAAGUGGGCUAAAAACGUUGAGGUGAUUACUUCUUACGUGAGAUACUCUACUCUGUAAUUAGAACGGAAAAUCCUUGCUCAAGGUCUGCAUUUCGGCAGUCCAAAAGUUCCGUCAGCGGACCAAAAAUGCAUACAUCUUCUGUAAAACACUCCGGAGAAGCGUUCCUGUCUUGCUCAAGGAGGUAUACCAAAGUCCGCAGCCAAUUAUGCCACGACGUAGCCCCUCCAAAACACUAUCAAAAUUAAAACUGGAGUACAACGAUUUAAAAAUACAUAUAGCAGUCACCAACAUCUCUCCAGGUUGAAGAAGAACUUGUUAACGACACGACACGACAUUAGUCUAAAAAAGCAGUGUUUAAUAUUGUAUCUGUAGACUGAUGAAAUUCACCAUGUGACGUGCCUUUACCACAGGAAAAUUAUUCAGUGCAAAGUUAAAGACACUAAAGCUGGACUGUAUCUGCGAAAAGUGUAGUAAAAUCGAGUCUUCACAAGGAAAGUAAUUACAUCUCAACUGUUUCUGUCCAGAGCAUCCAAAAGUUUCUCCUGUCUGGGGUGACUGAAAUAAAAAAAAACAUCCAACAGAAUAUUGUCAAUUUUUUAAAAAUCUGCAUCAUUGUAACUAUGAAUUCCGUCUUCAGUGAUAAAUAAAUUUGACUGUAAAUACACUGGAAUACAGUGGUAUGUGUUCUACAAUAUCCACAAUGGAUAAGCUUAACAAAUAAAUUCACUUCUAACGAUGUGCAAUAAA